This is a messenger RNA of Dendronephthya gigantea, 3647 nucleotides long. RefSeq names its product importin-9-like. The record is from RefSeq and is a predicted model, not a curated record. Gene Ontology annotation, biological process: protein import into nucleus. The transcript is spliced from 29 exons. The coding region runs from base 458 to 3559 and encodes 1033 amino acids. NCBI's taxonomy places the organism in Eukaryota, Metazoa, Cnidaria, Anthozoa, Malacalcyonacea, Nephtheidae. Gene Ontology annotation, cellular component: nuclear envelope; cytosol. Gene Ontology annotation, molecular function: small GTPase binding.
ACAAAUAUUGACUUAUUUAGGGGUUUUUUAAUAAUUGGGGAUAUUUGCUCUCACUGGUCAACUUGCACAUUGUCGUAUGUCAUCGGUGAUGUCAUUCACUGACUCGGCAGUCUGUUUUUCUAUCUAUACCGACAUGUAAAUUGGUUUCUAAAAUAUUUGUCAUUUGUGAACGAUGCACUGCUACUGGUUCGCUUUGCUUCGAAGUUCGAAAUGAUUAUAAACUAGAGUUCGUAUCGAAAAAGUGACAAAAGUGAAUUUUGUCCGUAUAUUGUGGUAUGUCCUGGAACACCGCAGCCUAGCCCCGCGAAAUGUCGAGGGAAACAAAGAAUUCAGUCUUGAUAAAGGCAAUAGGAGAGAAUUUCAGAAAAAUAAAGCAGAAUAAAGAAAAUUCUUUACGCGAUCAUGCGCAAAAAAGGAACUUUAAAAUUUCCCGCCAUUUAUCAUUUUUGCGCACAAUAUGGCGGAUCAAGAAGGCAACAAUAAUAUAGCUCUUCGAGAAACUUUGAUUGAAUGUCUUACUCAUAUUUUAUCACCACAGCAAAUUAUUCGGUCAGCAGCUGAGGAGAGAUUGAAGUUACUCGAAGUAACCGAAAACUAUGGUGUCCAUUUGGCACAACUUUCAGUUGAUGUAAAUGGAGCCUUGCCAAUUAGACAGUUGGCUUCUGUUGUCCUGAAACAAUAUGUUCAAAUUCAUUGGUCAGUAAUAUCAGAGAAAUUUACACCACCAGAGACUUCUAGCAAAGCAAAAGUUGCUAUUCGCGCACUUCUUCCCCAUGGUUUACAAGAUCCAACCAGUAAAAUUCGUUCUAGCGUGGCGUACGCUAUCUCAGCAAUAGCUCACUGGGAUUGGCCCGAGGUGUGGCCAGAUUUGUUUGGAACUCUGAUGCACGCAUUAUUGUCUGAUGAUAGCAAUUUUGUUCAUGGUGCAAUGCGUGUACUCACUGAGUUUUCAAGUGAAGUUACAGACACUCAGAUUCCCCAAGUUGCACCUAUAAUUCUUCCCCAGAUGUGUCUUAUACUAACAGAAGAUAAGAAAUAUAGUAUUCGAACGAGAAGCAGAGCUGUUAACAUAUUCAAUACUUUUGCUGAAUUGAUUGGAACAUCUUGUGCAAAGUCCGUUGCCAAACAGUUAUUCCCAGUUCUAAAGAACUUUCCACCUUUAUUAACUCACGUUCUUGCUGUGCCCGAUGGAGAAACCUCUGAUUGUGGUUUAAAAAUGGAAGUCCUUAGGGCCUUGGCAACAUUAAUAACCCACUUCCCUAAAGAAAUGGCUGUUUAUCUUGGCGACGUGCUUCCUCAUGUAUGGAAUACGUUAACGCAGGGAGCUGAUCGUUAUCAUAAGACCGUUAUCAAUUACAUCGAAGACGCUGAUGAUCCUGUUGAUUCUGAUGGGGAAAUCCUUGGUUUUGAAACAGUGGUUUUUCAUGUGUUCGACUUUAUUCAUGCCUUAGUGGAAUCAUCGAAGUUUAAAGCUGUUGUCAAAACUCACUUAGAACAAUUAUUGUAUUUUCUUCUUGUUUAUAUGGAAAUCACCGAAGAUCAGGCAUGUGCGUGGUCUUCAGACCCUAAUAGAUUUGUUGAAGAUGAAGACGACGAAACCUUCUCGUUUUCCGUUAGGAUAUCCGCCCAAAAUCUGUUGUUGUCUCUUGCUGCAGAAAUGAAACAUGAAACGGCUACUUGUCUGGUCCAAGCGUUGUCGAAACACUUGCAGGAAUCACAGCUGGCUAAAUCAUCUGGAGAACAGUUUUGGUGGAAAGUAGACGAAUCGUGUAUGCUAGCAGUAGGGUCUAUUCAACCGCUUAUAUCAGAAAAAGUGUCCAAAUGUCAACUACAAUUCGAUAUUCCAAGAUUUUUAACUGAAGUUGUGCUGCCAGCUCUUGACGCAUCAGCAUCGCCAUUUCUUAUUGGUCGUGCUCUGUGGUUUAGCAGCAGGUUCACCCGUGAGAUGCCACCAGAUUUAUUAGCAAGGUUUCUUCAAGGUACUGUCAGCGGAUUACAUGAAAAUCAAGAUCCAGCCAUUCGAAUUGGAGCCGCACGUGCGACGUUUGGGUUCUGUGACCAAUUGAAGUCAAGUGGUAACUCGGCGUUAAUAACUUCGUAUCUACCAGAUGCACUUAACAGUUUAAUCAGCAUGUCAACCACGUAUCGAGAAGAUGCUCUGUCCUUGGUUUUAGAAACUUUAUCAAUUGUAAUUAGUAUGAAUAAAGAAUUAACAGCGUCAUGGGAAGACAAAAUCUCUCCUUUGGUGAUAGCCUUGUUCCUAAAACAUGGCAAUGAUCCACAGUUGAAUCCAAUCAUAGAAGGUCUAUUCAAAGAACUGGCAUAUAACGAAGCCUGUCUUCCAGUUCUGCAACAAAGGUUUUUACCAACAUUGGUCAGUUUAUUGGAAGCCCAUCAAGAGAAAGUCCCGUUAGGAAUAAGAGCUAUUGCUUUAGAUGUUUUGUGUCACAUAAUUCGUGGUAGUCCCCAAGUGUUGUCAGAUGCUCUCAUCAAUAAUGUGUUCCCAACUUUGGUAGCUUUUAUUCUGCGUUCAGACGACAACGCGUUGCUGCAGAGCGGUGGAGAGUGCAUUCGUGCGUUUGUUUCUAAAGGUUCGGAGCAACUUAUUAAUUGGCACGACAGUUCAUCUAAUAGUGGAAUUGCUUAUGUUGUUCAAGUCAUUUCGCAUUUACUUAAUCCAAAUAUUUCUGAAUAUGCCUCAUGUUUUGUGGGAAAACUUAUAAUAAUUCUCGUAAAAAAGGUGGGACAAAAUCUUGGAGAAAAAUUGGACGUUAUGCUGCGAGAAACCCUUAGUAAAUUACAGCAAAGUGAUACACUCACAGUCAUUCAAUCUUUAAUAAUGGUUUUCAUAAGUUUGAUGUAUUAUCGACUUCAAGAUACUUUAAACUUCCUGGCCAAUGUACCAGAUCCCUCUGGGAAAUCUGCAUUGGAUUUCAUAAUUAAUAUUUGGUGCACGAGACAGCAAGAAUUUUAUGGAACGUAUGACGCUAAAGUUAGGAUACUCUCGAUGUGUAAAUUAUUAGAACAUACAAUAAAUAAUGAAGAUAGAAGACUUAGUGAUAUUAUCGUGAAAGGCGAAAGACGCGUGGAACAUGAAACUGGGAUAAUAAGAACAAGAUCAAAAGCCUCAAAACAACCUGAACAAUGGACGAAAAUCCAGGCACCUUUAAAAUUUUAUAAACUUAUUGUGGACGAAUUAUCGAAUUUAUAUCAGAACACUGAGGAUGUCGAGGAAGGAUCCGAUGAAGAUGAUGAUGAUUGGGAGGAAGAAGAAGAUGAAGAAGAUAUGACCGCUGGCGGAGCUAUGAAAAAUCUCCUUGGAUCUGUGUUUGCGCCAGCAACAGAUUUCCCAGGAUUUGACAGUUUAUUUGAUUUCCCUAUCGAUGAGGUUGAAGAUGAUCCUGAUGUUUUGGAAGACCCUAUAUACAGUAUGGAUAUCCAGAACUAUCUACUCGAGUUUCUCCGGGCAUUUUCAGGACACCCUUCAUUUCCGUCUUUCAAUAACGAACUUAAUACACAUGAAAAACAAACUUUAGUAACAGCAGGAAUAAUUCAUUAGUUCACACUACUUUACAACAUGUAUAUAUAAAAGGAACUGAAAAUUGUAAUUUGUUUUAUAAAUUAUCAAAUCUCAUUCUAUGCUUAAA